CUUUAUUUCCCUUGAAAACUGCGCAGGCUGCAACUGUGCGAAGUAGCUCGAGCCGGCCGUUCCCAUUGAACUCCCUAAAAAUAAAGCUUCGUACCCUGAAGCUAUUGUGCCAUUGUGAGGUCUAGUAGUUUCUCCCGCCUGCGCGGAGACACAUUCCUUUCCGCUAGCGCAGAUCCUCCGCUCGUAGCUCCGCCUGCGAAGACACUAGCGCCAUGUCGUGGUUCCGCUCCGCCCUUAAUCGGGCGGCGGAGGCGGCGGGGGCGGGCGGAAGGUCCGUCGCGCCGAAUCUCGAGCGCGUGAAGGCGUAUGCGGGGCAUGUUGUGCAACGCGCGGGCGAUGCCGUUGCCGGCGGAGCCAAGAUGGUUCUGGAACGCGCUGUGCCCGGGCGCAACCUCAACAAUUUCCGCCACGCCGUGCGCCGAUUGGACGAGGUCUCCCUCCUCGCGCGCGGGCGCGAAAGGCAGGACGCGCUUGCGCGCUGGCUGGCGGCGCUUAAGGAGCUCUCCGACGACGAUCAGGGGGACGCUCUGGCCUACGAAGCGGAGCUGGCGCACGGCGCGCAGGCGGAGGGCGCACAGGGGGAAGCCGCGCAGGGGGAAGACGUCCCCGCGCACAUUCCGGGGGUGGACGCGCCGCCAGAGGCAGCGGGAGCGGAAGGGGAGGGCGGAGGGAUGGGGGGAGCUCUGGUGGAAGAUGCGGAAGCAGGAGGAGGGGGAGGGGGAGGGGGAGGAGGGAGAGAGGGUGCGGGAGGGAUGGGUAUGCGCGGGUUGCAGAGUCCGCGGGUGCGGGGAGGCAGUUUCGGUAGUGGGCCUGGUGCGGCUAGUCCAAGGGCAAGGUCAGGGGAAGGCGCUCCCAGCGUUGGAUCGGUGCUGUUCCAUGAUGCGGCCAACCCCGGAGUGCCGCUCACCUUCCGCGACGUCUUCCUCUGCAGCAAGGCACUCGAAAACAUUGUCGUCUCCUUCAUCAUGGAUGCACCAUCCCCCAUGGAGGAGCGCAUGCUGGCAGACAUGUUCGACCUGUGUCUGUCAGGCGACCAUCAGCUGCACUCAUCGCUGCUCAACGCCAUCUCUCAGCUCUCCGCUUCCUUCUCCGCCUACUCCGAGGUCAAGAUGAGUCGGCAGGAGCUCCUGCGAAUGGCAUCUGAUGCUGUGGCAGGGCUCAAGCUCGACGCACAGCUGCAGCGGUUGGAGGCAGAGGAGGAGAGGAUAAAGCGCCUGAUGGAUGAGAAGAUGGAGUCCUUCUCCUUCCGCUCCCUCUCGCUCUCGCGCUCCUCUCCCCGGCCUCCUUCCCCUGCCGCGGCUGCCACCACUGCUCCCCCUGCUGGUGUCCCUGCUGCUGCUGCUGCUGCUGCUGCUAACGAUGAUGAUGGUGAUGGUGAGGGUGUUGCUCCUCCUGACGUUUCUGAGCUGUUUGGUUCGAAGCCCGCUCAGCCACGGAAAGAGGAACAGAAGGAGGAAGGGGAAGGGGAAGGGAAAAGGCAAGACAGCAAGGGAGGGAGUGGGGAGAAUAAGGAAGGAGAGGAGAAGGCUGGUGACGAAAUGGAUAAUGGGGUGGAUGGAGGGGAGGAAGGGGGAGGGUCACUGCAAGAGCAAGGAAGGAGUGACAGCCUGCAAGGAUCACAAAAGUACUCUGUGGACGUGCAGUCAACGGAGGUCCUGUUCUCGCUGGCAGCGGCCCUGGCGUCUGUGGUUCGGCGCAAGGAGCAGCUGCGACACCGGGGGGACAACGCUGCUGCCAGAAUGAUGAAGGUGGAGCGCACCAGGGAGUUUGCAAGCGAGCUGGCCAAUUUCAUGGACGACUUCGAGUCCAAGAUAGCAGAGUGCAGGCAGCAGCGGCAGGAGGCGGUGACGUACCGGACGAGCAAGGAGGAGGAGGGGAUCGGAGCGGAGAGGGCCAUCACCGACGAGCUGCAGACGCUGCACCAGCGGCGCCGGGAGAUAGAGGAGCAGCUCAAGGAGGUGGAGGACGCCAUAGCGGCAACAACGCGGCGGCACAUCCAGAUGCAGGAGGAGAAGGAGCAGUUCGACAUCGCCAGCCACGGGCUGCUGGGCUCGCUGGACGCCGAGGAGGAGCACCUUAGCACCAUGCAGCAGCAGCACCAGCAGGACGCCAAGACGCUGUUUGGUUGGAUGGGCUUCCUGGAAGAUUCCUGGAAGAUGCAGCUGCUCUACAUGGAGAGCAAGGACCAGACCUUUAAGCAAUCCCUGGCCGACCUUUCCUCUCGCAUGAGAGCCAUAGCUGCUCCGCAUCUGCUCGUGUGCAUGGAUCACAUGAGGGCCUCCCUCACAUCCCUUGGAGCAGCUGUCUCUGCCCUCGCAGCCUUUGACUCCACCCCGAAUGACGACGAAGGGGGUGCAAAGCUGCUGCCAGAAUCUGGUGGGGAGCGCAUGAGAGCAGAAGAGAAGUACCUCCAAGCACAGACGCAGAUGAAGCGAGCAGUGGCAAUGGCGGAUAAAGCACGGGCCGAGUGGGAGCACCUCAACUCCCUGCCCUUGUUCCCUGAGGGCAGCGACGAUCCUGACCACAGGCAGCUAGCUCAAGCCCUGCAGGACAUGGAAUCCAUGAAACUUGAGUUCCUCAGCUUGCCCUCUCCCACCCUCCUGUAUCACUCCCACUACCAACACCACCACCAACAACAACAACAGCACCACCAACAACAACAACAGCAGCACUUCACCAGAUCGCAUGACCAACAGCAAUCCUCCUCCGCCUUCUCCCCUUCUGCUUCUCUCCCUCCCACAUACCGGCGCUCUUCCCCGUCCUCCCAUUGGCCCGGUGCUGCCAUGGCUGCUGGGAUGCGCUCAUUCAAUCUCGGAGCUUCCCUUUCCAACCCUCUCACCGGCAGUCUAAGCAGCCCCAGUUCCUCGUCCCGCUCCCCCCGAACCUCCGACUUUGGCCGGUCUGCCUCCGCCUCGUCCGAUGGAUUGGGAAGGACAGGUUCGGACCGAACAGGUCAUCAACUGCCUCGGCAUGAGGGUCUGUUUGGUUCGAUGCUUGGUUCGGCGGGCGGUGACCAUCAGCAGGACCGGCCGAAGCUAAGCCAGCGAAUGGCAGCGGCAGCGGCUAGGGCUGCUGCGGUGGCAGCAUCAGCAGCAGGAAAUCUGAGCAGCAGUGCUGCUGCUGCCGCUGCAGGUGUGGGUGUUGGCGUUGGGGGUGGUGGUGGGGGGCCUGCUGGGGAAAGGGAUGCACGGGGUAGCGCCGCUGCUGCUGUGGCUGAGUAAGCUAGGUUACAGCGACAGGUUGAGAAAGAUGGGAGAGCAAGGCAUG
Messenger RNA from Closterium sp. NIES-67, 3267 nucleotides. Lineage: Eukaryota; Viridiplantae; Streptophyta; Zygnematophyceae; Desmidiales; Closteriaceae. The record is from the annotation of a GenBank genome assembly.